UGUGCCAUCGACGCCUGCAUGGCAUUUGGAAUCUAAACUUACUUUUGAGACGUUUGUUGUUGAAUAGGAAGCUCUAGCUACCGUAAUAUACAAAAAAAAAUGAGUAAAACGUGUGAGAAGAUCGGAAGUUUUGCAACAAUGUUGUUGUUGGGUAUACUUACCUAUAUGGUGUCCGAAGUUUAUUCGUUUUCGGAUGGUACAGCUUUGACAGCAGGUGCGAACCGGAACAUGUUUUGUAAUCGUCUGCCGAGAGACAGAAUGCCAGUUCACAUGACAUGCCAGGGACCCUGUCCACCACAGGCGGGACCGGCGCCAUUUCGCUUGGAGGUUUAUGCCAGUACAUAUUGGGACGAGCCAAUAAGAGUCGAAAUAAUAGGAGUCGCUCCGGUAAAUGGAUUUGUGAUAUCAGCGUUGAGCAACGAAUCCAGCGUCGUUGGAUCUUUCGAAGAUUCCCCGGACGGGUCUUACACGACGGCCACCUGCAGUUUCCAGAGCCGCAUUGAAGGGUUCAUGGCCUUCCACACACGGGCUACCACGCAACGAUCUGGAGUCCGUCUCCUGUGGAACGGAAACGAGAGACACUAUGGAGACAUCCAGUUCAUUGCCUGGGUCGUCCUUGAUCAAUCAACAUUCUGGCGUCUUGAGUCACACUGGCUGACCAGUGAAAAAUCGGCUGGUGAAAACAUUGAUAUCCAUGAUCGUUUCUACGAUCUUGUAAAGCAGACGUUCGGCGUACUUCCGGUUUUCGAUGAGGGAGGCCUUCAAGUGUCCUUCGUGUCACAAGGUACGGAACUCGAGGGCAAUGAAACUCUGGCAGCAAACCAAACACUGCUUGCUGCUAAUGGAACAGUCAACGGCACAUUUAUCACAGAGGACGGGGAAUUGGUGCCAACUUUGGAGGCCUUUGAGGCAGGCUUCAUGAAGAGACUGGAGGGAGGGUAUAACCUGGAUAGUCCCUUUGAUGAGUUUGACAGAGAUACUUUCUCUGCUGCAGAUUUUGAUGUACAGGAAUUGGAUGAGAGUCAUUUUGACGCGUUUAACGGGGCGCCGGUUCCCUCUGAUUCGGUUUCUGUGGCGCCAACGAAUCCAUUCGAUAUGUUUAACGGCGGAAAUAAUCCUUUUGGAAAUCCUUUUGCCAAUCCUUUUGCUAGUCCGUUUGGACCAUUUGGUAACAAUCCAUUUGGUCAAAAUAUGUUUGGUCAGAACAACGGACAGUUUGGCCCAGGUCAACAAUUUAGUCAACAAGGUAAUAAUAAUGGGCCUGGACAGAACGGGCAAUUUGGACCUUUCGGUCAGGGUGGACAAGGAAUGCCUGGUUUCGGGGGACAAGGAGGACAGGGUAUGCCUGGUGGUUUCGGAGGACAAGGAGGACAGGGUAUGCCUGGUGGUUUCGGAGGACAAGGAGGACAGGGUAUGCCUGGUGGUUUCGGAGGACAAGGAAUGCCUGGUUUCGGGGGACAAGGAGGACAGGGUAUGCCUGGUGGUUUCGGAGGACAAGGAGGACAGGGUAUGCCUGGUGGUUUCGGAGGACAAGGAGGACAGGGUAUGCCUGGUGGUUUCGGAGGACAGGGUAUGCCUGGUGGUUUCGGAGGACAAGGAGGACAGGGUAUGCCUGGUGGUUUCGGAGGACAAGGAGGACCUGGAGGGUUUGGUGGCCAAGGAGGACCUGGUGGUUUCGGAGGACCUGGAGGACCUGGUGGUUUCGGAGGACCAGGAGGACCUGGGGGGUUUGGUGGCCAAGGAGGACCUGGAGGGUUUGGUGGCCAAGGAGGACCUGGAGGGUUUGGUGGCCAGGGAGGACCUGGAGGUCCACCCGGAUUUGGAGGUCAAGCUGGCCAAAUGUUUGGGGGCGGGGCACAGGGCGGCAUGCCAGGUGGCAUGCGUGGCGCUGGAGGAAUGGGCGGGAUGUUUGGAGGUAUGGGCGGUCAAGGUGGAAUGGGUGGGGCGUUUGGUGGAAUGGGUGGGGCAGGACAAGCUGGAAUGGGUGGUGGCAUGCCAGGUGGUUUGGGUGGAUUAGGCGGUGGUAUGGGUGGGGCCGGUGGUUUGGGUGGAUUAGGCGGUGGUAUGGGUGGGGCCGGUGGUUUGGGUGGAUUAGGCGGUGGUAUGGGUGGUGCCGGUGGUUUGGGAAGAGGAGCGGCUGGUGGCAGUGGUACUAGAGGCUCCGUUUUCUCCCUCCUGGGCAAAAAAUAA
Molecule: messenger RNA, 2190 nt
Organism: Haliotis rufescens (red abalone)
Lineage: Eukaryota; Metazoa; Mollusca; Gastropoda; Lepetellida; Haliotidae
Exons: 4
Coding region: 100-2190 (696 amino acids)
Source: RefSeq, a predicted model, not a curated record